Molecule: messenger RNA, 1287 nt
Organism: Microthlaspi erraticum
Lineage: Eukaryota; Viridiplantae; Streptophyta; Magnoliopsida; Brassicales; Brassicaceae
Source: the annotation of a GenBank genome assembly
AUGACGAUGAUGUCAAAUCUUCCAAGCGAUUUGGUAGAGGAGAUUCUCUCUAGACUUCCUAUGAAAUAUAUGAGAUCAGUGCGAUUCACUUGCAAAAACUGGAACGCUUUAUCAAAAGGUCAAACCUUUACAAAGACACACAUUGAUAAAGUAGCAGCACCAAGGGAAGAGGAGUUUCAGAUGAUUGUGAUGAUGGAUUACAAUGUUUAUCUAAUGAGCAUCGUCGUCAACGGCACCGGCCUUGAUCCAUGUAAAGAGCUUAAAGGGAAACUUACUUGCCUUGACGAACAAGUCAAGGUAUCUUACUUUCUUCACUGCGAGGGUGUAUUGUUAUGCAUCUUGAGAGACGACUCUAGGCUUGUGGUUUGGAAUCCGUAUUAUGGGCAAAGAAAGUGGAUCGGAAGCAAACAUACUUACGGUUUAGGAGAGAGGUAUAGUUACUCGUACGCCCUCGGAUACAACAAAUCUUGUCGUAGCCACAAAAUCUUGAGGUUUAGAGAAAAGUUUAGAGAAAGUAAGAUCCCUAAUUACUUUUCAUGGUAUGAAAUCUACGAUUUCGACUAUGAGUUGUGGAGGAGCCUUGAUGUCACUCCAAACUGCCUUUUGAUGUCUGCUCAGCAUGGCGUUUCUCUCAAGGGAAACACUUACUGGUUCGCUAAAGAAUUGCACUCACACAGAUUUACCAAUCACGUAAUGUGUUACAUAAUGUGUUUUGAUUUUACGAGGGAGAGAUUUGGGCCGCUGCUUCAUCUACCGCAAACCACCAGUGGUCUAGACAUUGUGAACCUUUCUUGUGUUAGAGAAGAGAAGCUUGCGGCUUUAUUUCAGCCCAAAGGAUCAAACAAGAUUGAGAUAUGGAUCACGACAGAGAUUGAGGCCAAAAAGGUGUCGUGGAGCAAGUUCUUGACUGUGGAUAAGGGACCAGUUGUUGGCAUUCAGAUUUCUUUUAAUGUGAGUUUCUUGAUUGAGGAGGAGAAGAAAACCGCCGUGGUUUUCCAUAAAAAAGACAGAGUUCGCAUCAUUGGAGAAGCUGGAUACUUAAGGGAAGUGAAUCUCGGAAAUCAAGAAAGUUGUUGGCCACAUGCAUGCUCUUAUGUUCCAAGUUCAUUGCAAAUCAAGAAACCUCAAGAUGGCAGAAGGAAAAAACAAAGCAGUUCAAAAAGGCGAAUCAAGAAGCAAUCUGGUGGAGAAGCCAAGAGGAGAAAACGAGAUUUGUCAAUUUGCAAUGAAGAAUCUUUGUCUUUCUCGGUUUUAUUCCUUGAGCAAGAUUUGCUAAGGUGUUGGUAA